Molecule: messenger RNA, 1016 nt
Organism: Balearica regulorum gibbericeps (East African grey crowned-crane)
Lineage: Eukaryota; Metazoa; Chordata; Aves; Gruiformes; Gruidae
Source: RefSeq, a predicted model, not a curated record
AUGAAGAACAAAAAUUUUAAUCAGCUAUUCCACCCAUCAGCCGACUUUGAGAUCCACAAUUUGCUGUUGGUGGUAGGGGAACAGCAGCAGCAAAAACGUAAGCUUUACAAGCACUGCUGCCAAUUCCUGAAACUUGCCAAGACACCAGUAACCUUUCAGCAGCACAAUACUGAAUGUUGGUCACAGGCACUGAAAUUUAAGAAGUUUUCUUUGCUGGGGUGGAGUGAUGGUGGAAUUACAGCACUCAUCGCAGCUGCAAAAUAUCCAACUCUUAUCCACAAGUUGGUUGUCUGGGGAGCAAAUGCCAGCGUUACUCAAGAGGAUGUGAGAAUUUAUCAUGGCAUCCGAGAUGUUUCAAAAUGGAGUGAAAAGGUCAAGAAACCACUAGAGGAGAUGUAUGGACAUAAGUACUUUGCAAAAACAUGUGAGAAAUGGGUAGAUGGAAUAUCUCGCUUUGCUGAAAAAUCAGAUGGUAAUAUCUGCCAAGAGCUGCUGCCAGAUAUCAAAUGUCCCACAUUUAUAAUUCAUGGUGAGAAAGACCCUUUGGUCCCACAAGCUCACGCAGAAUACAUUCAUAAGCACAUCAAAGGCUCUCAGUUGCUUCUGAUGCCAGAAGGAAAGCAUAAUCUACACCUGCGUUUUGCAGAGGACUUCAACAGACAAGUAGAAGAUUUCCUACAGUGACUAAAACUGUAAAACAAGUUAGAGAUGUUUGUGCUUGCCUUGUUUAGGCAUUUUAGUUGGCUUUCCAUUUUCAUUCAAGUUACAGGUAGGUUUGAAUCCUGUAAGAAAACCCAUGAAAGAUAUUUGCAUGAGAAGUAUACAUUUUGAGAAUACGUAAGCCUCAGUGAAUUAGACCGCACCACUGUGCUGCAAGAUUUCUGACAUGUCUUUAAAUUUACUUCUGGCCACAUGGGCCACAUAGCUGUUCUGUGUCCAAAAGUAGUGUUAAGAAAGACAGAAAACAUGAUCUAGAAUACAUGCCUUUAUGUGCUCUUAACAUUAAAGGACAAAAA